GUCCCUCUCAUGUUGUCUUAGACAUGUUGAACAGUUUCAUAUUCUAAUUUGCGCCAAAAAAUCAUCACAAUAUGUCAAAUGUACCGGCAAAUGCUCCUCAAUCUUGCCCAGGAACAAAUAGUGAUUCCGCUGGAACAGCUGAAGGAUGCACAGGAUGUCCAAAUCAAGCUGCAUGUGCUUCUGGGCCAAAGGGACCAGACCCAGAUAUGGCAUUGAUAAGAUCACGCCUAUCAUCUGUUGGCCAUGUUAUUCUGGUACUCUCUGGGAAAGGUGGAGUGGGGAAAUCGACAGUAACUGCCAUGCUGGCAAAGAUCCUUGCAGAGGAAUCAAAAGUGGUUGGAGAUAGCGCCAAAGAAAAACAGGUAGCCGUUCUCGAUGUUGAUAUUUGCGGACCCUCACAGCCGAGCAUGAUGGGAGUCGAAGGUGAACAGGUUCAUCAGUCUGGGAGUGGUUGGAGUCCAAUAUUCGCUGAUGAAAACCUUGCUCUAAUGAGUAUAGGUUUUUUGUUAGGAAGCAAAGACGACGCUGUCAUUUGGAGGGGACCACGAAAAAAUGGGAUAAUCAAGCAAUUCCUUCGAGACGUAGACUGGGGCGAGCUAGAUUACUUAUUAGUGGACACGCCUCCUGGUACCUCAGAUGAGCAUCUAACGAUAGUUCAAUACAUGCGAGGCUGUACAAAUCUCGAUGGAGCCAUCUUAGUUACGACGCCGCAGGAGGUAGCUGUGCAGGACGUACGCAAAGAACUUAACUUCUGCAAGAAGGUUUCACUUCCGGUGAUAGGUGUUAUAGAAAAUAUGAAGGGAUUUGUAUGUCCCAAAUGUGCCAAAGAGUCAGAAAUAUUUCCUGCUUCUGGGGGAUGCCAAAAAAUGUGCAACGACUACGGACUACGACUCCUCGGGCAGGUGCCUCUUGAUCCACUAGUCGCCCGUUGCUGUGAUGAAGGUAAAUUCUUUGUGCGAGAGUUUCCUGACAGUCCAGCGGCAAUUGCCUAUAAAAACAUUGUUGGAAAUAUCAAGAAAAUUGUUGAAAAGGAUACAGUAAAUUCAGCGUAAUAUGGAAUUCCACUAAUUCUGCACGACGUUAGAUAUAGCUAAUAUAUCAUUGGAUGAUAAAUAAAUCUAUAUAUGUCUGUUUCACACAAAAACUGUGAAUUCGUCUUUAAU
Molecule: messenger RNA, 1163 nt
Organism: Varroa destructor (honeybee mite)
Lineage: Eukaryota; Metazoa; Arthropoda; Arachnida; Mesostigmata; Varroidae
Gene: Nubp1
Product: NUBP iron-sulfur cluster assembly factor 1
Biological process (GO): iron-sulfur cluster assembly
Cellular component (GO): cytosol
Molecular function (GO): ATP-dependent FeS chaperone activity; ATP binding; 4 iron, 4 sulfur cluster binding
Source: RefSeq, a predicted model, not a curated record